UCAUCAGUCCUGUGGUUCUAGCAAACAUGGGGACACGACACCUAGGAAUAUUAGCAAUACUACUAAUAUUGCCUUUAGGGCUUCUGUGCUCGAGCAUUGGCAGUGUUCCAAAUGUAGAAGAAGAAACAGAACCUUUAUAUCCCGAUGCUGUGGCCGAAGCCGAUGCUGGCCCGAUAGCUCGAGCGUUUGCAGCGGCAUUUAAUACGUUUUCAGAAGCCUUAAACAGUCGGGAUAAAAGAUCAACUUCGGAUGCAGACGCGUCUGCUUUUUCUUCUACUGAAGGAGGAGGUGACAGUCAAGCUGCUGCAUCGGCGGAAUCUGAGGAUGAUUCAAGUGAUGAUGAUAGCGAAUCGUCUGCAUCAAGUUCAGCAACAUCUACCGAUUACGAUUCCGAAGACAAUGAAGAUGAAGCAUCAGCAAGUGCCGAGUCAUCUACAUCGGAUGAUGGGGGUAAAUCGCCUGAAGAGAGUGAAGCAAAUGCAGAGGCCGAGUCGAAAACGAAUGGCGGUGGUGGUAAAACUGCAGGAUCUGCCUCAGCAGUAACUGAAGUUACAAAUGGCGGAACUGCCUCUGCAGCCAGCGCAGCGUCAGCUAGUGAUGAAGAAAGCGAGCCUGGCGAGGAAGGCACGACUGGCGAUGAUGACGAUGGCGAGGAAGGCCCGACUGGCGAUGAUGACGAUGGCGAGGAAGGCCCGACUGGCGAUGAUGACAAUGGCGAGGAAGGCCCGACUGGCGAUGAUGACGAUGGCGAGGAAGGCCCGACUGGCGAUGAUGACGAUGGCGAGGAAGGCCCGACUGGCGAUGAUGACAAUGGCGAGGAAGGCCCGACUGGCGAUGAUGACGAUGGCGAGGAAGGCCCGACUGGCGAUGAUGACGAUGGCGAGGAAGGCCCGACUGGCGAUGAUGACAAUGGCGAGGAAGGCCCGACUGGCGAUGAUGACGAUGGCGAGGAAGGCCCGACUGGCGAUGAUGACAAUGGCGAGGAAGGCCCAACUGGCGAUGAUGACGAUGGCGAGGAAGGCCCGACUGGCGAUGAUGACAAUGGCGAGGAAGGCCCGACUGGCGAUGAUGACAAUGGCGAGGAAGGCCCGACUGGCGAUGAUGACGAUGGCGAGGAAGGCCCGACUGGCGAUGAUGACGAUGGCGAGGAAGGCCCGACUGGCGAUGAUGACGAUGGCGAGGGAGGUGCUACAACAAAUGAAUCAGGCGGUAAUGGACCUGAUAAUGGGGGAGGAAGUAGUCCAGGAAGCGGAACAGAAGGCAAACCAGACAGCGGAUCGGGAAGCAGCCCAGACAGUGGAAAAGACAAUUCUGGUAGUACGGCAGAUACUAGUGGAUCAGCAGUUGCUUCUGGACCAAAUUCUCAGGCGUCCAGUGCAGGAUCAGCCAAUAGUGGUGAAGACAACUCCUCGGCUUCCUCAGCGGUUUCAGCAGUAACGAGCGGCGAAGGACAAGCAUCCGCUUCAGCCGCAUCAAGUGCUACAACAAACGAAUCAGGCGGUAAUGGACCUGAUAAUGGGGGAGGAAGUAGUCCAGGAAGCGGAACAGAAGACAAACCAGGCAGCGGAUCGGGAAGCAGCCCAGACAGUGGAAAAGACAAUUCUGGUAGUACGGCAGAUACUAGUGGAUCAGCAGUUGCUUCUGGACCAAAUUCUCAGGCGUCCAGCGCAGGAUCAGCCAAUAGUGGUGAAGACAACUCCUCGGCUUCCUCAGCGGUUUCAGCAGUAACGAGCGGCGAAGGACAAGCAUCCGCUUCAGCCGCAUCAAGUGCUACAACAAAUGAAUCAGGCGGUAAUGGACCUGAUAAUGGGGGAGGAAGUAGUCCAGGAAGCGCACCAGAAGGCAAACCAGGCUGCGGAUCGGGAAGCAAUCCAAGCAGUGGAACGGGAGGCGGCUCAGGCAGUGGUAGUUCCGCAGCUGCUAGUGGAACAGCAGUUGCUUCGGGCCAAAAUGCUAGCUCUUCCGGUGUAGCAUCAGCUAAUAGUGGUGAAGGCAACGCCUCGGCUUCUUCAGCGGCUUCAGCAGAAUCCAGUGGCAAAGGCGGAAAAGCAUCGGGUGCAGCCGCAUCAAGUGCUACAACUUAUGAAUCAGGCGGUAGUCCAGAAAGCGAACCGGGAGGCAGCCCAGGCGGUGGACCAGGAAACAGCCCAGGCAAUGAACCAGGAAGCAGCCCAAGCAGUGGGUCAGGAAACAGCCCAGGCGGUGAACCAGGAAGCAGCACAGGUAGUGGACCAGAAAGCAGUCCAGGAGGCAGCCCAGGCAGUGAACCAGGAAGCAGUCCAGGAGGCAGCACAGGCAGUUCACCAGGAAGCAGCCCAGGAAACAGCCCUGGCAGUGCAUCAGGAGGCAGCCCAGGUAGUGCACCAGGAAGCAGCACAGGCAGUGGACCAGAAAGCAGUCCAGGAGGCAGCCCAGGCAGUGAACCAGGAAGCAGCCCAGGCAGUGAACCAGGAAGCAGCCCAAGCAGUGGGUCAGGAAACAGCCCAGGAGGCAGCCCAGGCAGUGCACCAGGAGGCAGCCCAGGCAGUGAACCAGGAAGCAGCCCAGGCAGUGAACCAGGAAGCAGCCCAAGCAGUGGGUCAGGAAACAGCACAGGCGGUGAACCAGGAAGCAGCACAGGUAGUGGACCAGAAAGCAGUCCAGGAGGCAGCCCAGGCAGUGAACCAGGAAGCAGUCCAGGAGGCAGCACAGGCAGUUCACCAGGAAGCAGCCCAGGAAACAGCCCUGGCAGUCCAUCAGGAGGCAGCCCAGGCAGUGCACCAGGAAGCAGCACAGGCAGUGGACCAGAAAGCAGUCCAGGAGGCAGCCCAGGCAGUGAACCAGGAAGCAGCCCAGGCAGUGAACCAGGAAGCAGCCCAAGCAGUGGGUCAGGAAACAGCCCAGGAGGCAGCCCAGGCAGUGCACCAGGAGGCAGCCCAGGCAGUGAACCAGGAAGCAGCCCAGGCAGUGAACCAGGAAGCAGCCCAAGCAGUGGGUCAGGAAACAGCCCAGGCGGUGAACCAGGAAGCAGCACAGGUAGUGGACCAGAAAGCAGUCCAGGAGGCAGCCCAGGCAGUGAACCAGGAAGCAGUCCAGGAGGCAGCACAGGCAGUUCACCAGGAAGCAGCCCAGGAAACAGCCCUGGCAGUCCAUCAGGAGGCAGCCCAGGCAGUGCACCAGGAAGCAGCACAGGCAGUGGACCAGAAAGCAGUCCAGGAGGCAGCCCAGGCAGUGAACCAGGAAGCAGCCCAGGCAGUGAACCAGGAAGCAGCCCAAGCAGUGGGUCAGGAAACAGCCCAGGAGGCAGCCCAGGCAGUGCACCAGGAGGCAGCCCAGGCAGUGAACCAGGAAGCAGCCCAGGCAGUGAACCAGGAAGGAGCCCAAGCAGUGGGUCAGGAAACAGCCCAGGCGGUGAACCAGGAAGCAGCACAGGUAGUGGACCAGAAAGCAGUCCAGGAGGCAGCCCAGGCAGUGAACCAGGAAGCAGUCCAGGAGGCAGCACAGGCAGUUCACCAGGAAGCAGCCCAGGAAACAGCCCUGGCAGUGCAUCAGGAGGCAGCCCAGGCAGUGCACCAAAAAGCAGCACAGGCAGUGGACCAGAAAGCAGUCCAGGAGGCAGCCCAGGCAAUGAACCAGGAAGUAGCCCAAGCAGUGGGUCAGGUAACAGCCCAGGCGGUGAACCAGGAAGCAGCACAGGCAGUGGACCAGGAAGCAGUCCAGGAGGCAGCCCAGGCAGUGAACCAGGAAGCAGCCCAGGCAGUGAACCAGGAAGCAGCCCAGGCAGUGCACCAGAAAACAGUCCAGGAGGCAAACCAAGUAGCGGAUCGGGAGGAAAACCAGGCAGUGGAUCGGGAAGCAACCCAGGCAGUGGAACGGAAGGCGGCUCAGGCAGUGCACCAGGAAGCAGCACAGGCAGUGGACCAGAAAGCAGUCCAGGAGGCAGCCCAGGCAGUGAACCAGGAAGCAGCCCAGGCAGUGAACCAGGAAGCAGCCCAAGCAGUGGAUCAGGAAACAGCCCAGGAGGCAGCCCAGGCAGUGCACCAGGAGGCAGCCCAGGCAGUGAACCAGGAAGCAGCCCAGGCAGUGAACCAGGAAGCAGCCCAAGCAGUGGGUCAGGAAACAGCCCAGGCGGUGAACCAGGAAGCAGCACAGGUAGUGGACCAGAAAGCAGUCCAGGAGGCAGCCCAGGCAGUGAACCAGGAAGCAGUCCAGGAGGCAGCACAGGCAGUUCACCAGGAAGCAGCCCAGGAAACAGCCCUGGCAGUCCAUCAGGAGGCAGCCCAGGCAGUGCACCAGGAAGCAGCACAGGCAGUGGACCAGAAAGCAGUCCAGGAGGCAGCCCAGGCAGUGAACCAGGAAGCAGCCCAGGCAGUGAACCAGGAAGCAGCCCAAGCAGUGGGUCAGGAAACAGCCCAGGAGGCAGCCCAGGCAGUGCACCAGGAGGCAGCCCAGGCAGUGAACCAGGAAGCAGCCCAGGCAGUGAACCAGGAAGCAGCCCAAGCAGUGGGUCAGGAAACAGCCCAGGAGGCAGCCCAGGCAGUGCACCAGGAGGCAGCCCAGGCAGUGAACCAGGAAGCAGCCCAGGCAGUGAACCAGGAAGCAGCCCAAGCAGUGGGUCAGGAAACAGCCCAGGCGGUGAACCAGGAAGCAGCACAGGUAGUGGACCAGAAAGCAGUCCAGGAGGCAGCCCAGGCAGUGAACCAGGAAGCAGCCCAGGCAGUGAACCAGGAAGCAGCCCAAGCAGUGGGUCAGGAAACAGCACAGGCGGUGAACCAGGAAGCAGCACAGGUAGUGGACCAGAAAGCAGUCCAGGAGGCAGCCCAGGCAGUGAACCAGGAAGCAGCCCAGGCAGUGAACCAGGAAGCAGCCCAAGCAGUGGGUCAGGAAACAGCCCAGGAGGCAGCCCAGGCAGUGCACCAGGAGGCAGCCCAGGCAGUGAACCAGGAAGCAGCCCAGGCAGUGAACCAGGAAGCAGCCCAAGCAGUGGGUCAGGAAACAGCCCAGGCGGUGAACCAGGAAGCAGCACAGGUAGUGGACCAGAAAGCAGUCCAGGAGGCAGCCCAGGCAGUGAACCAGGAAGCAGUCCAGGAGGCAGCACAGGCAGUUCACCAGGAAGCAGCCCAGGAAACAGCCCUGGCAGUCCAUCAGGAGGCAGCCCAGGCAGUGCACCAGGAAGCAGCACAGGCAGUGGACCAGAAAGCAGUCCAGGAGGCAGCCCAGGCAGUGAACCAGGAAGCAGCCCAGGCAGUGAACCAGGAAGCAGCCCAAGCAGUGGGUCAGGAAACAGCCCAGGAGGCAGCCCAGGCAGUGCACCAGGAGGCAGCCCAGGCAGUGAACCAGGAAGCAGCCCAGGCAGUGAACCAGGAAGGAGCCCAAGCAGUGGGUCAGGAAACAGCCCAGGCGGUGAACCAGGAAGCAGCACAGGUAGUGGACCAGAAAGCAGUCCAGGAGGCAGCCCAGGCAGUGAACCAGGAAGCAGUCCAGGAGGCAGCACAGGCAGUUCACCAGGAAGCAGCCCAGGAAACAGCCCUGGCAGUGCAUCAGGAGGCAGCCCAGGCAGUGCACCAAAAAGCAGCACAGGCAGUGGACCAGAAAGCAGUCCAGGAGGCAGCCCAGGCAAUGAACCAGGAAGUAGCCCAAGCAGUGGGUCAGGUAACAGCCCAGGCGGUGAACCAGGAAGCAGCACAGGCAGUGGACCAGGAAGCAGUCCAGGAGGCAGCCCAGGCAGUGAACCAGGAAGCAGCCCAGGCAGUGAACCAGGAAGCAGCCCAGGCAGUGCACCAGAAAACAGUCCAGGAGGCAAACCAAGUAGCGGAUCGGGAGGAAAACCAGGCAGUGGAUCGGGAAGCAACCCAGGCAGUGGAACGGAAGGCGGCUCAGGCAGUGCACCAGGAAGCAGCACAGGCAGUGGACCAGAAAGCAGUCCAGGAGGCAGCCCAGGCAGUGAACCAGGAAGCAGCCCAGGCAGUGAACCAGGAAGCAGCCCAAGCAGUGGAUCAGGAAACAGCCCAGGAGGCAGCCCAGGCAGUGCACCAGGAGGCAGCCCAGGCAGUGAACCAGGAAGCAGCCCAGGCAGUGAACCAGGAAGCAGCCCAAGCAGUGGGUCAGGAAACAGCCCAGGAGGCAGCCCAGGCAGUGCACCAGGAGGCAGCCCAGGCAGUGAACCAGGAAGCAGCCCAGGCAGUGAACCAGGAAGCAGCCCAAGCAGUGGGUCAGGAAACAGCCCAGGCGGUGAACCAGGAAGCAGCACAGGUAGUGGACCAGAAAGCAGUCCAGGAGGCAGCCCAGGCAGUGAACCAGGAAGCAGUCCAGGAGGCAGCACAGGCAGUUCACCAGGAAGCAGCCCAGGAAACAGCCCUGGCAGUGCAUCAGGAGGCAGCCCAGGCAGUGCACCAAAAAGCAGCACAGGCAGUGGACCAGAAAGCAGUCCAGGAGGCAGCCCAGGCAGUGAACCAGGAAGCAGCCCAGGCAGUGAACCAGGAAGCAGCCCAAGCAGUGGGUCAGGAAACAGCCCAGGAGGCAGCCCAGGCAGUGAACCAGGAAGCAGCCCAGGCAGUGAACCAGGAAGCAGCCCAAGCAGUGGGUCAGGAAACAGCCCAGGAGGCAGCCCAGGCAGUGCACCAGGAGGCAGCCCAGGCAGUGAACCAGGAAGCAGCCCAGGCAGUGAACCAGGAAGCAGCCCAAGCAGUGGGUCAGGAAACAGCCCAGGAGGCAGCCCAGGCAGUGCACCAGGAGGCAGCCCAGGCAGUGAACCAGGAAGCAGCCCAGGCAGUGAACCAGGAAGCAGCCCAAGCAGUGGGUCAGGAAACAGCCCAGGAAGCAGCACAGGCAGUGGACCAGGAAGCAGUCCAGGAGGCAGCCCAGGCAGUGAACCAGGAAGCAGCCCAGGCAGUGAACCAGGAAGCAGCCCAGGCAGUGCACCAGAAAACAGUCCAGGAGGCAAACCAAGUAGCGGAUCGGGAGGAAAACCAGGCAGUGGAUCGGGAAGCAACCCAGGCAGUGGAACGGGAGGCGGCUCAGGCAGUGGUAGUUCCGCAGCUGCUAGUGGAACAGCAGUUGCUUCGGGCCAAAAUGCUAGCUCUUCCGGUGUAGCAUCAGCUAAUAGUGGUGAAGGCAACGCCUCGGCUUCUUCAGCGGCUUCAGCAGAAUCCAGUGGCAAAGGCGGAAAAGCAUCGGGUGCAGCCGCAUCAAGUGCUACAACUUAUGAAUCAGGCGGUAACGGAACUGGUAAUAGUGGAGGAAGUAGUCCAGAAAGCGAACCGGGAGGCAGCCCAGGCGGUGGACCAGGAAACAGCCCAGGCAAUGAACCAGGAAGCAGCCCAAGCAGUGGGUCAGGAAACAGCCCAGGCGGUGAACCAGGAAGCAGCACAGGAGGCAGCCCAGGCAGUGAACCAGGAAGCAGCCCAGGCAGUGAACCAGGAAGCAGCUCAAGCAGUGGGUCAGGAAACAGCCCAGGAAACAGCCCUGGCAGUGCAUCAGGAGGCAGCCCAGGCAGUGCACCAGGAAGCAGCACAGGCAGUGGACCAGAAAGCAGUCCAGGAGGCAGCCCAGGCAGUGAACUAGGAAGCAGCCCAGGCAGUGAACCAGGAAGCAGCCCAAGCAGUGGGUCAGGAAACAGCCCAGGAAGCAGCCCAGGCAGUGAACCAGGAAGCAGUCCAGGAGACAACCCAGGCAGUGGAUCAGGAAACAGCCCAGGAGGCAGCCCAGGCAAUGCACCAGGAGGCAGCCCAGGAAACAGCCCUGGCAGUGCACCAGGAGGCAGCCCAGACAGUGGACCAGGAAGCAGCACAGGCAGUGGAUCAGGAAGCAGUCCAGAAGGCAGCCCAGGCAGUGAACCAGGAAGCAGCCCAGGCAGUGAACCAGGAAGUAGCCCAAGCAGUGAACCAGGAAGCAGCCCAGACAGUGGACCAGGAAACAGUUCAGGAGGCAAACCAAGUAGCGGAUCGGGAGGCACACCAGGCAGUGAAUUAGGAAGCAGCCCAAGCAGUGGACCAGAAAGUAGUCCAGAAGGCAGCCCAGGCAGUUCACCAGGAAGCAGCCCAGGAAACAGCCCUGGCAGUGCACCAGGAAGCAGCACAGGCAGUGGACCAGAAAGCAGUCCAGGAGGCAGCCCAGGCAGUGAACCAGGAAGCAGCCCAGGCAGUGAACCAGGAAGCAGCCCAAGCAGUGGGUCAGGAAACAGCCCAGGAAGCAGCCCAGGCAGUGAACCAGGAAGCAGUCCAGGAGACAACCCAGGCAGUGGAUCAGGAAACAGCCCAGGAGGCAGCCCAGGCAAUGCACCAGGAGGCAGCCCAGGAAACAGCCCUGGCAGUGCACCAGGAGGCAGCCCAGACAGUGGACCAGGAAGCAGCACAGGCAGUGGAUCAGGAAGUAGCCCAAGCAGUGAACCAGGAAGCAGCCCAGACAGUGGACCAGAAAGCAGCCCAGGAGGCAAACCAAGUAGUGGAUCGGGAGGCAAACCAGGAGGGAAACCAGGUUGCGACGUGGUUGGUGCAAUAAAUGACGUCUUGAUAUCUGAAGGAGCCAUUAUAAAAGAGUUGGAAAACUUCUUAACACGUCAUAAAAAAUUACCAAAUAAGAUUGAAUUUACUACAAUAAGAAGGAAGAUUCCAAGGAGACGCGGCAGAAGGAGGGGACCUCAUCUAUGUAUUUGCAACAACGUUAUUUAAUUGGGAUGAAAGGAAAAGCAGAUUUCUUCUGGCAUCAAACGAAAACGAUCUUUGAAGAUAAUGAAAAUACGAUAUACGAUGCCAUGAACACAUAAUGCGAGGAUUACGGACAUCGAGUUAUGACUCUACUGCACUUCAUUUACAUAUUUUUUUUUCCUAGUUUGAUAAUCAUUGGUGGUGGUAUAUUUUAAUCGCAUAAUACAUUAUUCAGCAAUUAUAAA
Messenger RNA from Manduca sexta (tobacco hornworm), 8869 nucleotides. RefSeq names its product fibroin heavy chain. The transcript is spliced from 37 exons. The coding region runs from base 27 to 8648 and encodes 2873 amino acids. Lineage: Eukaryota; Metazoa; Arthropoda; Insecta; Lepidoptera; Sphingidae. The record is from RefSeq and is a predicted model, not a curated record.